Dermatophagoides farinae (American house dust mite) is the source of this 1465-nucleotide messenger RNA. RefSeq lists its product as uncharacterized. NCBI's taxonomy places the organism in Eukaryota, Metazoa, Arthropoda, Arachnida, Sarcoptiformes, Pyroglyphidae. Gene Ontology annotation, molecular function: dimethylallyltranstransferase activity; (2E,6E)-farnesyl diphosphate synthase activity. The record is from RefSeq and is a predicted model, not a curated record. Gene Ontology annotation, cellular component: cytoplasm. Gene Ontology annotation, biological process: trans, trans-farnesyl diphosphate biosynthetic process.
GAAAAUUCAAUUUUUUUUUCUAUUCAGGAAAUGUUUUGUCGAAAAUUUUGCAGUGCCAUUUCAAAGAAGCCAUUCAUCAUCAAUCAAUUUGUUCGAAUUGAAAAACAAAAAUUUGUAACGACAAAAAUGGACGAUAUAAUUGAACAAGCCAAACAGAAUCGACAAUAUGAAUAUGAUGAAUUUCGUUCAUAUUUUUCAACAAUUUUGAAUUUAAUUUGUGAAAACAACAAUGAUCAUCAAGAUGAUGAUGAUGAUCAUCAUCAUCAUCAUCGAAAAUUUCCAAACAUAUCAAUCACAAGUGAUUGGUUUCAACGAAUGCUUACAUAUAAUGUACCAAAUGGAAAAUUAAAUCGUGGCCUAUCGGUUGUCGUAUCAUAUCGUAUAUUGAAACCGAAUGCAACAUCUAUGGAAAUGGACAAUGCUCGUUUAUUAGGUUGGUGUAUGGAAAUGUUUCAAACAAGUUUUCUAAUUAUCGAUGAUAUUAUGGAUGAAUCAAUUACACGAAGACGACAACCUUGUUGGUAUCGUUUGCCAGAAGUUGGAAUGAUUGCCUGCAAUGAUGCUAUGUUAUUGGAAUGUUUUAUUUAUCAACUAUUACAUGAACGUAUUGGCCAACAUCGAUCAUAUUUGGAUAUGAUCAAUUUGAUACAUAAAGGAUUUCGUGUUACAUCCAUCGGUCAAUGUAUGGAUGUGUUGACGGAAAAAUCACUGAAAACCACCAUAAAUCACCACGAUUUUCGUGGUAAUAAUUUUCAAAAUUUCCAUAUUGAACGUUAUCGUGAAAUUGUUGCACAUAAAACAUCAUUUUAUUCAUUUGUAUUAUCCAUUCGUUUGGCACUUUAUCUGGCCAAUUAUGAUGAUCCUGGAUUGCAUUCAGAAAUUGAAAAAAUCCUAAUGAACAUUGGUGAAUUAUUUCAAAUACAGGAUGAUUUUCUUGAUUGUUUUGGUGAUGCCGAACAAAUGGGCAAAAUCGGUACCGAUAUACAGGAUGGUAAAUGUUCAUGGCUAAUAGUACGUGCAUUAGAAUUGGCAAACGAUCAGCAACGAAAAUUAUUGGAACAAUAUUAUGGUAACAAAAAUGAUGAAUCGAUAAUCAAAGAUUUAUAUCGACAAUUGAAUCUUGUACAGGAAUAUCAACAUUAUCAUUGUCAAACAUUGACCACCAUUAUUGAUAGUAUUGAACGAUUUCAGCAACAAAUGGAUCAAAUGAUAUCAAACAAAUUGUUCAAUGAACCAUUAACGCAUGUAUUUAUAGGACGUGAUUGUUAAGAAUCAAUAACAACAACAACAACAACAAAUAAAAUGUCAAUUAUUUCACAGUAUAGAUAAUUUUAGAAUGCAAAAUCAAAUUGACAACGACAAGCAGUAAUCAUCUCUUUCUCUCUCUCUCUCUGUCUCUUGCGUAGAGUUUGUGAAUGUACAAAAAUUUUUCCCUUUACAUAACAUUCCAUACACUUGAAUCAAU